Molecule: messenger RNA, 1878 nt
Organism: Cynara cardunculus var. scolymus (artichoke)
Lineage: Eukaryota; Viridiplantae; Streptophyta; Magnoliopsida; Asterales; Asteraceae
Product: pentatricopeptide repeat-containing protein At2g33760
Exons: 1
Coding region: 20-1771 (583 amino acids)
Biological process (GO): RNA modification
Molecular function (GO): RNA binding; zinc ion binding; protein binding
Source: RefSeq, a predicted model, not a curated record
CUUUCAGGAAGAAGAUCGAAUGAUUCAUCACAGUGCUCACCACCACCACCUAUCUCUCUACCAAUUUCUCCUCUUUGCCGGCCGCCGGAUCAGACCCCUACAACAAGUUCACGCCCAAAUCAUCCUCUCCGGCAAAACCACCUCCCUCCCGCUUCUCACCAAACUCCUCACAUCCGCCUGUGCCGGCGACUCAAUCCUCUACGUCCGCCAACUCCUCUUCUCCAUCGCCAACCCUGAUUCCUUCCUCUUCAGUUCCCUUAUUAAAACCUCCACUCACCACAAUUUUCCUCUUCAUUCCGUCAUCUUUUAUCGACACAUGUUAGUCUGUAAUGCACCAUGGUCAAACCACGCUUUUACGGCUGUGAUAAAAGCAUGCGCUAAUUUAUCAGCUCUGGGACUUGGAAGGAUUGUUCAUUGUCACGUAUUGAUUUCUGGGUAUGGAUUGGAUUCCUUUGUUCAAGCUGCUUUGGUUAGUUUUUAUGCCAAGUGCAAUGAAUUGGGUGUCGCCAGAAAAGUGUUCGAUGAAAUGCCCCAUAGAACUUUGGUUGCCUGGAACUCCAUGAUAUCUGGGUACGAGCAAUACGGGCUUGCCAAAGAAGCUAUCGGCUUGUUUUCUAGGAUGCGGAAUUCCCUCGUCGAGUUUGAUUCAGUGACUCUGGUGAGUGUGUUAUCUGCUUGUUCUCAGCUCGGUGCUCUCAGUUUGGGUCGCUGGAUUCACAACUAUAUUGAUCGUAGUGAUUUCCAUGUAAAUACGACAAUUGCUACUUCAUUAAUCAACAUGUAUGGCAGGUGUGGAGAUGUAAUCAAAGCAAGAGAAGUUUUUGACUCCCUGACUCAACAGAAUGUUAUAACUUGGACCGCCAUGAUAUCUAGCUACGGCAUGCACGGUUAUGGUCGGGAGGCACUCGAAGUCUUUCAACUUAUGAAACUCCACGGCCCAUCUCCCAAUCGUGUAACAUUUAUUGCUGUUCUAUCGGCAUGUGCCCAUUCUGGACUAGUAUCCGAAGGCCGGCUAGCUUAUGCCAGCAUGACUCAAGAUUACGGCAUAGUGCCCAUAAUGGAGCAUCAUGUUUCCAUGGUCGAUAUGCUGGGCCGUGCCGGACUACUCAACGAAGCAUAUCAACACAUUCAAGAUAUGAAUCCUAUCAAGCCUGGAGCAGCUGUGUGGACAGCAAUGCUUGGAGCUUGCAAGAUGCACAAAAAUGUCGAUCUUGGUGUAGUAGCAGCCGAGAAUCUGUUAGCUGUAGAACCCCAGCAUCCUGGCCACUAUGUUCUACUCUCGAACAUAUAUGCAAUGGCGGGCCGAAUGGAUCGAGUGGAAAUGGUUAGAAAUGUGAUGAUUCAAAAGGGGUUAAAGAAACAGGUUGGAUAUGCCACCAUAGAAGUUGAUGAAAAGACGAUCUUGUUUAGUAUGGGCGACAAAUCUCACCCUGAAACAGCAACGAUUUACGGGUAUUUAGAUGAGUUGAUGGAGAGGUGCAGGGAGGUAGGUUAUAUACCGGUAUCGGAAUCUGUAAUGCACGAGUUAGAAGAGGAAGAGAGGGUGUAUGCUCUUAGAUACCAUAGCGAGAAGCUUGCGCUAGCAUUUGGGCUUUUGAAAACAGAGAAUGGAUCGAUUAUAAGGAUUGUGAAGAACCUUCGGGUGUGCGAAGAUUGCCACACGGCAAUCAAGUUCAUUUCGGUUGUGACCAAACGGAAGAUUGUGGUUCGCGAUAAGCUUCGGUUUCAUCAUUUUGAAGGUGGAUCUUGCUCAUGUUUGGACUACUGGUGAUGGGUUUUCUCAAAAAAGCACUCGCAUGGACUGUUUUACAGGUACAAAUUUGGUGAUUCUUGUAAACUAAAGGUCACGAUGAAAUCAUUCAAAAUUGAAAUAAUGAU